Molecule: messenger RNA, 1368 nt
Organism: Daucus carota subsp. sativus
Lineage: Eukaryota; Viridiplantae; Streptophyta; Magnoliopsida; Apiales; Apiaceae
Product: protein FAR1-RELATED SEQUENCE 5-like
Exons: 2
Coding region: 1-1368 (455 amino acids)
Biological process (GO): regulation of DNA-templated transcription
Molecular function (GO): zinc ion binding
Source: RefSeq, a predicted model, not a curated record
AUGUUUCUUCAAGCAUUUGCCCGUCCACCAAAAUGUAUAAUAACUAAUCAGUGUCUUGGGAUGAAAGUUGCAAUUGCUAACACAUUCCCACAUUCUAUUCAUCGUUAUUGUAUGUGGCAUAUAAUGCAAAAGUUCCCUGCCAAGGUUGGUCCUGUGUUCUGUGCAGAAACGGGAUUUAUGGAAAAACUCAAUAAGUUUGUUUGGUCCUCACAUUUGACUGUUCCUGAGUUUGAAAAAGGUUGGGAUGAUGUGCUUAAGGAAUUUGGAUUAAGUGAACAUGUCUGGUUGAAAGAGAUAUAUGCAAUGAGGGAAUCAUGGAUUCCUGCUUUCUUUGCGGACAAGCCAAUGGGAGCCUUAUUGAGAACAACCUCAAGGUCAGAGAGCAGUAAUUUCUACUUUAAUCAUUUCGUCCAAAAAGGGGAUACUCUUUCAGAGUUCUACUUGUGUUAUGAGAGUGCUAUUGACAAACAAAUUCAUGACCAAAACAAAUUGAACACCACUGACAAGAAUUGUAUUCCACAAUCUAUUACUGAGAAGGCUAUUGAAAAGCAUGCAGCUUGCCUUUAUACUCGAAGUAUGUUUUAUAAGGUUCAAAAACAAAUAAAAGCCAGUUGCUUUCAUAUCAGUCUUGGUGGGCAACCAAUUGUUACUGAUGGCGUGAAUAAAUAUUUACUUUGUGAUAAGAGCUUGAAUGGUAAGUUGUUUGAGGUUGAAUUUUGUUUGUCAACAUAUGAUAUUAGCUGUUCCUGCAAGCUGUUUACCAGAGUAGGCUAUCUGUGUCGUCAUUGUUUCUAUUGUUUGAGUUUGUGGGGUGUUAAUAAAAUCCCACAUCAGUUCAUAUGUAAGCGUUGGAUGAGGAAUGCAGAGAGAUUUUGCAAAUUGAAGUUUACUGAUGAAAGCGAAUGUGCUACUGAUGGGCAUAUCAGUAGAGAAAUUGCAAUGAGGAUAUGGACAGAGUAUCAAGCUUGUGUUGAUAAUGUUUGCAAUAACCUGAAAGGUUUAGAGUAUUUGUUGGAUGAGAUGAAGUGCUUGAGGAUUAGAGUUGAAGAGAAAUUUGAUAAACGUCCGGCAACAAAAGAUGAUAUGCUGGAAGAGAUUUUUGGUGUGAGGCCUUCAGGUUCAAGUAAUGUACUUCCACCACUGCCAAGUAACAACAAAGGAUGUCGUAAAAGAAUUGUUGGUGGUGCAGAGUUAAGUCGUGAUGGGAAGAAAAGACCAACCAGGACAUGUAAAUUUUGUCAUACUCUUGGGUAUCAUGAUUCACGCAACUGUCCGAAGAAACUCCUUGUUAAUCAGCAGAUUCCAACUAUUCCUAAUAAACAAGUAUCUCUUAGUCCUAGCUUCUACUCUCAAAAUAUGACUAGUUAG